Molecule: messenger RNA, 654 nt
Organism: Eutrema salsugineum
Lineage: Eukaryota; Viridiplantae; Streptophyta; Magnoliopsida; Brassicales; Brassicaceae
Product: glutathione S-transferase T3-like
Exons: 2
Coding region: 1-654 (217 amino acids)
Source: RefSeq, a predicted model, not a curated record
AUGCCGGUUACUGUCCCUAUUUUCAGUACUCAGGACACGCAACCUUCUAACAACAAGGAAACGCCUGCAGAGCGUCGAGAAAGAAAGACAUGGAGCCCAGCAGAGGACGUCUUACUCAUAAGCUCUUGGCUGAACACAAGCAAGGAUCCUCUGGUUGGCAACGAGCAAAGGUCAGGAGCUUUCUGGAAGAAGAUUGCCAAGUACUAUGCAGACACUCCAAAGCCCGCAGGAAGUGAACCACGUGAGGCAGGGAAGUGUAAGCAGCGGUGGCAUAAGAUAAAUGACCUCGUCUGCAAAUUCUGCGGAGCUUAUGAGUCAGCAUCAAGUGAUAAGGCGAGUGGGAUGAAUGAGAACAGCGUCAUAAAGAUGGCUCACCAAAUAUUCUUCAGUGAUCAGAAGAAGAAGUUCAACCUAGAACACGCCUGGAAGGAGUUGCAUAAUGACCAGAAAUGGUCAGAGCUUUCUUCAACAAAAGCUGAUGCAACCACGAAAAAGAGAAGGGCUGAGGAGGGAUCACAUUCCCCAAGUGUGAUAACAGAUGAGCUCAAGAGUGGCGAGGAUGGUCAGUCAAGCAGUAGCCCAGUUGGUGUGAAGGCUGCAAAAGCUAACGGCAAAAAGAAUAAGGAUAAGGUGAUCGCUCUGUCUGAGUUUUAA